Engraulis encrasicolus (European anchovy) is the source of this 882-nucleotide messenger RNA. Its product is annotated as trichohyalin-like. NCBI's taxonomy places the organism in Eukaryota, Metazoa, Chordata, Actinopteri, Clupeiformes, Engraulidae. The transcript is spliced from 2 exons. Bases 27 to 827 code for a protein of 266 amino acids. The record is from RefSeq and is a predicted model, not a curated record.
CACAGCAGCAGACAAGAGCAAGAGAAAUGGUUAGCAAAGUAAAAGUGGACGUGCCACAGCAGGACGACUGCAAAACAAAGGUGGAGGAACUGCAGAGGGUGGUCCAGGAGAUGAGGGCAGAAAUGGACAACAUGAAAGCGGAGGCUGAAUGUAAAGCUUCCGCGCAACAGCAGCUCAUGGAGCAAGUGAUGGGCCAGUGGAGGCAGCAGGAGCGACAGCUGCAGGAGAGGGAGGACGAGAGGCGUCAGGGCAGUUUGCGGCCACCACUGGAUGAACAACGUAAAAAGGCUUUAUUGAAGAAAGCUAGGGCUCUGAGAGAAAAGAAAGAACAGCAAGAGAGAAGUGUCAAAGAUGAUGAUAUGCAGAAAAGAAAACAGCAGAUGCUGCAAAGAGCCAGGGCCCUGCGAAGGAAGCAAGAGCAAGAAAAGGAGGCACAGGAGAGGAAGCUCAAGAGGCUGGAGAAGAGGUUGGCAGCUCUGGAGAUGGAGAGAAGGGACGCACCCCCCAUGGAGCCCCUGAGCCUGAUGGACCAGGAUGCACUGCUUCUGCUGAGAGCGGCUAAAGCGCAGGACAAAACAGCUAGUCCAGCGCAGAUUGUUUGCUUGGAGUCGGGCGACUUUGGGGAGAGUGCGCAGGACAAGACUUUGGUGGGCCUCCAAGCACCGUGCAUCAAUAAGACAGAAGGGAAGAUCACUGGAGUAAAGGAACACCAGGUGGAUACAAACACAGAGGGAGGCAACAACGGCCUGGCAAAAAGCUCCACCAAGCCCAAGAAAAGAUCUUUCCUGAGCUGGAUCAAGAAGAAGUUGGGGCUCAGAGGCCACUAAGGACCAAUGGCCAGUACGCCAGCACGCACACACACACGGCUAUAAAAAAAAACAA